Molecule: messenger RNA, 931 nt
Organism: Zeugodacus cucurbitae (melon fly)
Lineage: Eukaryota; Metazoa; Arthropoda; Insecta; Diptera; Tephritidae
Product: farnesol dehydrogenase
Exons: 2
Coding region: 81-830 (249 amino acids)
Source: RefSeq, a predicted model, not a curated record
UUGUAAGCUUUUCAGUCGUUUGCUAGCCGUGAAUUGUACAAGUCUUUGGUGUUCUCCCCAGUCUAAGUAUUAUCACCAUAAUGGAACGUUGGCAAAAUCGUGUUGCAGUCGUUACCGGCGCUAGCUCAGGCAUCGGUUCAGCCACCGUUAAGGAUCUACUUAAUGCCAAUGUGAUUGUCGUUGGAUUGGCGCGUCGUUUGGAGCGCAUGGAGGAACUUAAAGCACAAUUACCCGCCGAACAGCAAAAACGUUUUCACGCCGUCGCCUGCGAUGUUUCAUCACAAGAAUCGGUGGAUACGGCAUUCGAUUGGAUCAUCAAGGAGUUGGGUGGUGUCGAUAUCCUCAUAAAUAAUGCGGGCAUCUACAAACCAGGUCAGGCUUGUACUUUAGACCCGGUAGCAUUGCAACAAGUGAUGCAAACCAACGUAAUGGGCGUGGUUUACUGCACACAACGUGCUUUUAGAUCAAUGAAAGAACGCAACUUUGAUGGACAUGUAGUGGUCGUUAAUAGUGUGGCGGGGCAUAGUGUACCCUUGGUAAUUGGUAGCGAUAGGCCACUGAUGAUUAAUGUCUAUGCGCCGUCUAAGUACGCCAUAACCGCUCUAACGGAAGUAUUGCGACAGGAGUUUAGAGGACUAAAGACCAAAAUCAAGAUUACGAGCGUUAGCCCCGGUUUAACCGACACGGAAAUUAUACCGGAUCAGUAUAGAAGACCUGAGAUUCCAAUUCUGAAAUCGGAGGAUGUUUCGAGCUGUAUUUUGUUCACACUCUCCACACCACCGCACAUGCAAGUACAUGAAAUCACUGUGAAACCAACUUCGGGCGAUUAAAUAAAUAAAUACUUAAGUCAAUAUUUGUAUUUAAGUAUGCAGAACUAACAAAUGUUUAUACAUUUUUAUAUGAACCAAUAAAUAUUUUUCUGACAUCAAUA